UUUAAUGUCAAUUGAUGCCAAUGCAAGUAUGGCGGACUUCAGCGACACGAACUCGCACGAGAUGACAGAGAAUCAUGUCGGCAAGCGGUGCAAUAAUCAGUGGGUGCGACUGAACGUGGGCGGGACGUAUUUCCUGACGGCGAAGACCACCCUGGCGAGGGACCCGAACUCGUUUCUGUAUCGGCUGUGCCAGGAGGACUCGGACCUUAUUUCGGACAGGGACGAGACGGGAGCGUACCUGAUAGACCGCGACCCCACGUACUUCAGUCCGGUCCUCAAUUACCUGCGCCACGGCAAGCUGGUCAUCAACAAGGAUCUGACGGAGGAGGGUGUGCUGGAGGAGGCGGAGUUUUAUAAUAUCACCGAGCUCAUACGGCUAGUCAAAGAAAGGAUUAUCCUGAGGGACACCCGGCCACAGAGGGACUCCAAGAAGCAUGUCUACAGGGUUCUCCAGUGUCACGAGGACGAGCUGACGCAGAUGGUGUCCACCAUGUCGGACGGCUGGAGAUUUGAACAGCUAAUCAACAUAGGUUCUCAAUAUAACUACGGUAAUGACGAUCACGCGGAAUUUUUAUGUGUGGUAAGCCGAGAAUACGGACCUAGUCAGCUCAGCAGUAAAGAAGAGGAAUCUACGGAUCGCGUCAAGGUUUUGCAGCAGAAGGGUUCACGCAUGUAAUGUCUAGAUCCGUCCUUGUUUUCCCUUGCCUCCCUUAGUUUGAUCAGCUGCGCUGCUACAAGAUGAAGACUGUUUUCGUUUUUACAUUUAAAGUAUUAUAUUAAAUUGUAAAAAAAACCCGUACUCUCUUUUUUCCAUUAUAUUCUCUCUCCGCCUCUAUUCCUAGAUAAUGUUAAUCUACAGGGACAUUACAGUGCAAAGGAUAAAGAAAAUUUUAUAGAUAUGUAUUUAUUACAUAGCGAGAUUGUACAUGAAGCUUUAAAGACCGAAAGUAACACGUUAUUAUUAAUUUAUUCCUCCUUUAUUAACAGUGCCCAAAAAGGUGAAAAGAAUAAUGUCGAUCUCACGAAUGGAAUAGUUUAAUAAUUUCAUACAGUUUAUACAGAUAAUCGCUAUACAGACACAAAGUAAAAAAAAACCUUCCUUUUUCUAUAAGCACAUUUGUCUGCUUUAAAAGCAGGUAUGUUAUAUAUAUAAAUAUAAAUAUAUAUAUAUAUAGAUAACAAUAGUUAUAUUUAUUAAUAAAUGACGUUGUUCCAUAAUGGCUGCAGUUAUAUUUUAGCUUUAUCGAAUACUUUUAAUGAAUGAAUGGCAUUUGUGGAGGCAAUCGGUUUCAUACAAAUUUUUAAUGAUAAACGGUAGUUUUUAUCUCCGGUAGUGAUACGUAGUAGAGAUUGCCAUUUUGUACUAAAUUGUACAAAAGUUCUUUUUCCUAUCCGUAUCCUUAUCGUAAGAUGUCUAAAUUACUUACCUUCGCACUGCCGCUAUAAAACAUAAAAUGAUAUUUGUAUACCUAACGUGAUAAUUUUGAAAACCCAGGAGACGCGCGUACUAAAUAACUAAUGAAUAUGUAAAGCUGAAUUUAUACAUAUAUUGUUAAUACGGGAAAGGAAUUUUUUUCUAAACGAAGCAAUUGUAUUACUACUUAUUAAGGAUACAGAUCUGAGAUACAUAAGAGAAGUAAGGGUUUAAAUUCUCGAAAAAUUUGCAAGAGACAUUUUAGAGAACGAGACAAGCGUGCACAAUUUAAAAGCGUAUCGUCGCAUAUCUCACGCGCAAUGUGAAAGUUUAAGAAAAGACGCGGAAUAAUACGAUUACAUUAUCGCGAAUCAGUGAGAUAUGUAUUAUUGGGGGGGAAAAAAAAAUUGAAUUACACUUUCUUUUCGCGAAUUAUCUGCAAUUGCAAUAUGAUCCCCUACAUCCGUGGUGAUAAGUGUUACUUGCAACAGAUGUAGGUUUUCAAUUGUCGGCCUAUUAAAAGGGGAGAAAAAAAGAGAGAAGAGUGUCCUAGACAAUAUAUGUAAAAUGUUAAAUGGAAGCAUAUGUAAUAUUGGCUUGUUAUAGACGCCAUUAGGACUAUUGUACACAUGCGUAAUUAUUAAUCUCACGAUAUUUACACGAUAUUUUUCUUUGUCAAGAGAACACGGUUCAACAAUACAAAUAAUCAAUUGCGUUUUGCGCCAUUAGUGUUUGCUAUUUCGACACAGCCAAGAGAGACACUCGUCAUCGAAAGGAAUCUAUACAUAUACAUUAUAAAUUAUAACUUGUAACUAUAUCGAGUAUAUCGGAUAUUUACGCAAGCAGUAAGGAAUAUGCGAACAUGAUGUACAAUUUCGGCUGGCAACAAUUCAUUUUUGGUACUGCGAAAUUUGAGAAAACUUUAGGACCAAUAUUGUUAAUCCCACGUGCUAUGUACAGUGUUGUUGUAGGCUAAUAUAAGACAUUAUUUUCUAGCUCAAGCCCUCAUGUAUACUAUUCAUUAAUUUAGUCGGCGUUAACGUUCAUUACUGUCAUAUUACACACGCGGAGAUACACGUCCUCCUCUUUACUCGUGUAAAAUUUGUACUUUCAUAGGUAGGGAUUUUUAACGAUAGAUAAACUUAUUCGGUGUUUGGCGUUAAGAGACGAGGUAGCGUUUAUAUUUAUUGAAGACUAAAGUUACAAAUGUUAGAGAAGAUAUAUCGAGGUAGGCGACGUAAAGAAGGUUGUCGUGUAUGGAAGUAUUUACACCAUUUGCACGUACGGCUAUUACUUUACAUGAAUUUCAUUUUUCAUCGAGUUUCAUCAAUUCGGAAAUUUGCCGCUGUAAGAUAUACGUCAAGUAAUUACGACAGAAGUGCGCUUCUAAAUGAUUUUGCAUUGCUUUUACCGCAUCUCGACUGGCGUCUCGGGCUUCUGAAACAAGCUGCGCUGACUUGUUUGCAGAAACCAAGGAUGUAUAUUAAACUGCGAGAAGAGAUAUAUAUGUAUUCCCCGAGUGCUGAAGAUAUUUUAGUGGUAUAGAUCCCGCAUGUGUGUACAUACAAACAUCUCCGUCGCGUCAUUGUAUGUACACGGAUGUGCAACGCGAAAACGUAAUCAAAAUUUAUUUAACGGUUUAACGUGUAAGUACUCUGGUACAAUAAAGGUAUAGAAUUUUAGAAACUUUCUAUGCAAUAACUCUUUAUCUCUAGUAGUGCAAUUCGCGGUAAGUGACGAACGGGAACGUAGAUAUUUAACGCUGUUGAUUUUUUUUUCGCCAGUCUGCAGUCGCGCAGUCGUAGUCUCUUAUGUCCCGACGAAUUAUGAAUUUGAGGCGAAUUUGAACUUUUAUGCGUUGAAUAAUAGCGAUUCACACAUGCGGCAACUACUGACAUUACAUUACCGAUAGGGGUGAGCUUACAUUAAGUAGUCCUUAUGAUCAUAGUGUGUGAUUUGUAAAGUGAGAUAAAAUGCAAAUUGUUUGUAUUAACUGUAACUUAUAUGAAAUAAAAGAUUUAUUAUAUACAUUAAA
This is a messenger RNA of Temnothorax curvispinosus, 3449 nucleotides long. It is a transcript of the gene inc, whose product is annotated as BTB/POZ domain-containing protein KCTD5. The record is from RefSeq and is a predicted model, not a curated record. The transcript has 4 exons. Lineage: Eukaryota; Metazoa; Arthropoda; Insecta; Hymenoptera; Formicidae. Gene Ontology annotation, cellular component: Cul3-RING ubiquitin ligase complex; cytoplasm. Gene Ontology annotation, biological process: proteasome-mediated ubiquitin-dependent protein catabolic process; protein homooligomerization. The coding region runs from base 5 to 676 and encodes 223 amino acids. Gene Ontology annotation, molecular function: cullin family protein binding.